ACAGAGUUCGCCGAAAUCUGCAGUUCGUCAGAUCGCACAGUUGGCGCCAUCAAGAUGUUCCUGGGAUUAUUGCUGCUGCUGCCUUUGGUGGCUGAGGGCUCGAUCCUCGGUAAUCUCUUCUGCUCGCUUCCUGAUGCCUCCACAGAGAGCCUCAAUAUCACCACCGCGAACAAGACAUGGUACGUGAACUACCAGUACGCCGCCCUCCCCGGAAUGUCUGCACUGACUGGGUGCAUUCUCGUCACACAGUUGCCAGGAGACAGCGACAACCAGAUCACCAUCUACGAGAGACCAAGCAAGCUGUCCUCACUCGCAUUUAGUGGUACAGCUACUUAUGAUGGAAACCGAAUGAACGUCGAAGUUGAUGGCCCAUUGGGGCUUCUGCUUAGCGUGCCACACAACGUUGUUUGGUCUGAAGAGGAUAUCUUCAUUGAACAUUUCUGUGUAGCCGGCACAGAGAUGGCCAACAUCUUGACAACUUAUGAAAACCCGAGCAACGAAGUAAUCGAGCGCAUAUGGAAAAUCGUUGAAGAUCAUUCUGAAGUAGACAGAAAAAAGUUUUCCAAGGUCGACUGCUAACCUGUAACAAAUAAAUAUUGACUGCAGCUUA
This is a messenger RNA of Schistocerca americana (American grasshopper), 610 nucleotides long. RefSeq lists its product as uncharacterized. The record is from RefSeq and is a predicted model, not a curated record. Bases 55 to 579 code for a protein of 174 amino acids. The transcript is spliced from 6 exons. Lineage: Eukaryota; Metazoa; Arthropoda; Insecta; Orthoptera; Acrididae.